GCGGGCGGGGACUGGGGGGGCGUGCAGGUGAGCGGAGUAGCCAGGGGUCGCGGGCAUGGCCGAGGCCAGGAAGCGGCGGGAGCUGCUUCCCCUGAUCUACCAGCAUCUUCUGCAAGCGGGCUAUGUUCGCGCAGCGCGGGAAGUGAAGGAGCAGAGCGCCCAGAAAAGUUUCCCGACUCAGCCGGUCACCCUUCUGGACAUCUACACACACUGGCAACAAACCUCAGAGGUCGGCCAAAAGCGGAAGGCAGAGAACGAUGCAGCGCUGCAGGCCAAGAAGACCCGCGUGUCAGACCCCAUUAGUAGCUCCGAGAGCUCAGACGACGAGGAGGAGGCAGAAGCCCCAAGACUAGUGUCUGCCAACACCUCAGUCGUGGGGGUGGAUUUGCCAUCAAGCAUGAAAGAACAAGGCAAGGCAAAGACCAAGAAAACCAGCAAGGUGGUAAACUCCGUACCACACCCUGCCUCCGGGAAGGUAGUGGCCCACCUCCUUUCUGGGAAGUCACCCAAGAAGUUGGCAGCACCCUUGGCAAAUACCACCUUGGUCUCAGAAACUGAGGAGGAGAGCAGUGUCCCGGCUCCCAGAGCCACUGCCAAGCCUGGGAUGGUGGACCAAGCCGACAGCUCCAGUGAGGACACCUCCAGCUCUAGUGACGAGACAGAUGUGGAGGCGAAACCCUCCCUAAAAACCCCUCCUGCCAAAGCCUCACCAAUCCAAGCCUUGCCAGUCCUUUCCAAGGAGUCUCCAGGGAGAAGGGCAGCCCCAGCCCCUGGGAAGGUGGGGGAUGUGACAACCCAAGUCAGAGGAGGUCCCUCAACCCCAGCCACCGGGACUAAGAAGCCAGAAGAGGAGUCAGAGAGCAGCGAGGAGGAGUCUGAGAGUGAGGAGGAGGCCCCUGUGGAGACCCCCAGCCAGGUAAAGGCCUCGGGGAAAAUUUCCCAGGCUGGAGGUGCCUCUGCCACUGCCAAGGGGCCCCCUGGGAAAGGGGCUGCCAUAGCCACUCCUGUAAAGGCUGGAGCCACCCAGGCCAAGGCAGGGAAGCCAGAGCAAGACUCAGAGAGCAGCAGUGAGGAGGAGUCCAGCAGUGAAGGGGAGACACCUGCGCCCAUGGCCCCACUUCAGAUGAAGCCCUCUGGGAAAGCGUCCCAGGUCAGAGCUGCCUCAGCCCCUGCCAAGGGGUCCCCUGUUAAAGGGGCUGCCCCAGCACCCCCUGGGAAGACAGGGCCUGGAGCCGCUCCGGCAGGAAAGCCAGAGGAGGACUUGCAGAGCAGCAGUGAGGAGGAGUCAGAUAGUGGGGAGGAGACGCCUGCAGCCAAGACCGUAACUGUGAGCACAGCUCAGGCAAAGCCUUCUGGGAAAACCCCCCAGGUCAGACCCACCUCAGCCCUGGGUACGGGGCCUUCAGGGAAAGGGGCCAUCCUAGCGCCCCCUGGGAAGGCAGCACCUGUUGUGCCCCAGGCCCAGGUGGGGAAGCCAGAGGAAGACUCAGAGAGCAGCAGCGAGGAGGAUUCGGACAGUGAGGGGGAGGCACCAGCAGCUGUGACCCCGGUCCAGGCCAAGCCCUCGGGGAAAACCGUCCAGGUCAGACCUGCCUCAGGUCCCAUCAAAGGGCCCUUGGGAAAAGGGGCUACCCCAGUACCCCCUCAGAAGGCAGGGCCUGUAGCUACCCAGGUCAAGGCUGAGAGGCCCAAGGAAGACUCAGAGAGCAGUGAGGAGUCUGAGAGUGAGGAGGAGGCACCAGCAGCCACAACUCCAGCUCAGGCAAAGCCAGCUAUGAAAACUCCCCAACCCAAGGCCUCCCCAAGGAAAAACACCCCCAUCACCCCUGCCUCUGCCAAGCUCCCCCCAAUGCAAGUGGACACCCCAGCCCCCUGGAAAGCAGGCACAGCGACUUCUCCAGCCUGCACAGCAUCCCCAGCUACGGCCAGGGGUGCCCAGAGGCCACAGGAGGAGUCUUCAAGCAGUGAGGGCUCAGAGAGUGAGGAGGAGGAGGAGGAGACUGCUCCUGUGGCAACAGCGGGACCGGCAAAGUCUGUGGGGAAAAACCUCCAAGGCAAAGCUGCCUCCGCCCCUGCCAAGGCACCCUCAGGGCCCGGGACCGCCCCAGUACCCCCUGGGAAGGUAGGGCUUGCAGCUGCCCAGGUCAAAACUGAGACGUACGAAGACUCGGAGAGCAGUGAGGAGGAAUCAGACAGUGAGGAGGCACCUGCAGCUGUGAGUCCAGCACAGGUGAAGGCCUCAGUGAAAACUCCUCAGAUCAAAGCCAACCCAGCUUCUCCCAGAGUGUCUUCAGUCAAAGCGGCAGCAUCAACUUCUGGAAAAGCAAUCACUACAGGUGUUCAAGCCAAACUGGUAUCACCGGCUAAGGCCAGUGGGGCCAAAGCCACAAGAGAGUUGGGGCAGAGAGGAGGACGACCGAGCAGUGAACCCACCCCAGAUAAGGGUCCCACACAGGUAAAGCCGCCGAUGAGAACCCCUCAAAGCAGUGCCAUCUUGGUGCAGGGCCAGGUGUCUGUGCCAGCUGUGGGGAAGGCAGUGGCUGUAGCAGCCCCGGCCAAGACAGGGGCAGUCAGGGGGCCCCAGGAGGAGGACUCAGGGAGCAGCGAGGAGGAGUCAGACAGUGAGGAAGAGGCUCCAGCUCAGGCGAAGCCCUCAAGGAAAGCCCCCCAGGUCAAAGCUGCCUCAGCCUCCACCAAGGGAUCCCCAGGGAAAGGGGCUGCCCCAGCAGCCCCUGGGAAGACAGGGCCUACAGCCACCAAGGCAGGGCAGCUGAAGGAGGACUCAGAGAACAGCAGCGAGGAGGAGUCGGACAGCGAGGAGGAGGCACCAGCAGCUGUGACACCCGCCCAGAUCUUGUCCCCUCGGAAGGAGGAUAACUGCAAACCUGCCAGAAGCAAGACCCUGGCCCCAGCACCCCCAGAGAAGAACGCAGAGGGGUCCUCAGAGAGCAGUGAGGAGGAGCUGCCAUCAGGCCAGGUGAUUAAACCCCCUCUGAUUUUUGUCGACCCUAAUCGUAGUCCGGCUGGCCCAGCUGCUACCCCUGCGCCAGCCCAGGCUGCGGGUGCCCCAAGGAAGGCCCGGGCCUCGGAGAGCACAGCCAGGAGCUCCUCCUCCGAGAGCGAGGAUGAGGACGUGAUCCCAGCCACCCAGUGCUCCACUCCUGUCAUUAAAACCAACGUGGUAGCCAGCAGCAGCAAGGAAUCCAGAGGAGUGGCGGAAGGCAAGCAGCAGAAGGUGCUAGCCCCUCAGGUGACAAAGAAGAACCAGGCUUCCCUUCCACUGACCCAGGCUACGCUGAAGGUCCUUGCUCAGAAGGCCAAUGAGGCCCAGCCUCCUGCUGCCAGGACACAGCCUUCAAGUGGGGUGGGCAGUACUCUAGGAAAAUCCCCUGUGCUGAGUCCCCAGAGCAGCCCUGUCCAGGCCAGAGGCACCAACAAGCCGAAAAACCCCAAGCUUCCUGAGGCCCAGCCAGUUGCAGCCACUGCCUCAAGACACCCCAAAACCAAUGCCUCUCGGACCUCAGAGGACAGUGAGGAGAGCAGUGACAGCUCUUCAGAGAGCAAGCAGGAUGCUGAGGGUGCCCAGAGGGCCAAGGUGGCACACAGGCCAGUAGGUCCAACGCCCUCCGGAAGGGAGACCUUGGUGGAAGAGACCACAGAGUCCAGUGAGGAGGAGGUGGUGGAGCCUUCCCAGUCUCUCCUCUCAGGUUAUGUGACCCCUGGGGUGACCCCAGCCAAUUCCCAGGCUUCCAAGGCCACUCCCAGGCCAGGCCCCAACCCCUCAGUUUCUUCUACUCUGGCCACCAAAGAUGCCCUGGACGGCAAGAUGGAUCCAGAGUCCCAACAAGCAGUAGCCACCAUGUCCCCUAAAACAGGCAGAAGAGAAGCUGCUUCAGGCACCAAGCCUCAGAAGCCUCGGAAGCCCAAAAAGGGGGCUGUGAACACCCCAGCUUCGACACUGGCUCUACAGAGUGACAUCACCCAGCGCCUCCUAAGUGAGGCCUGGCCCCUGAGUGAGGCCCAGGUGCAGGCCUCAGUGGCGAAGGUCCUGGCUGAGUUGCUGGAGCAGAAGAGGAAAAAGGCUGCGGAUGCUGCCAAGGAGAGCAGCAAGAAGGCCCGAGGAGGCCUCAAGCGGAAGCUGUCGGGAGACCAGUUGGCUGCCGGGACCCCCAAGAGCAAGAAGAAAAAGAAGCUGGCAGCCGAGGGUGGUGGGGAGGGUGCUCUUUCCCUAGAAAAGGCCCCCGGGACUCUCAAGGGAAAAUCAAAGAGAGACAAAGCGAGCGGCAACAUCAAAGAGAAGGGGAAGGGAUCUCCUGGCUCCCAGGAGGCCAAGGAAAAGCCAGAAGGGGUUCCAGGAAUGGUGAAGGUGGAGGGUGGAGAUGAAAGCAACCCAAAGAGCAAGAAAGAGAAGAAGAAAUCUGACAAGAAAAAAAAAGACAAGGAAAAAAAGGAAAAGAAGAAGAAAACAAAAAAGGCCUCAACCAAAGACCCUGACUCACCAACCCAGAAGAAAAAGAAAAAAAAGAAGAAGACAGUGGAGCAGACCGCCUGAGGGGCACAGAGCGGCAGGAAUUUCUUAGCCAAGUGGUGACCGUUCCCGCACCUCUGGCCUCUGCCCACCAUGACUUGGAACUGAAUUUUAACUUCCCCUCCAUCCCCAGAAGAAACCAGACUGUCCGCAGCCCAGGGGUGCUGGCCAGGCCAGUGAGCCCUGCAGAGAAGCUGGCCCAGGACGAAGUGUGCCAGCACCUGGGGCCUCCCCUCACCCCCAGCACACAAGACAUCUCUCCAGACACAGGCCGCUCACAGAGAUGUGUACAGUAUAUAUAUAUUUUUUUAGCUGAGCUGCCCCUCCCUGCUCAGGCCCAACAUGCCCGAAGGCUUUGGAACCUCCCACCACUUUGCUGUGCAGGCCCAGGAGGCCCAGCCUGUGACUUGGCCCGUGCCACUUGGUCUCCAGCUGAUGCGGAGGCUUUGUCCUCCUUUUGUCAGUUUCUCCAAGUUUUGUUUUUUUUUUUUUUUUUUUAAAGAACUCAGAAAAUAAAAGGUUUGAAGGAAAGAUACAAGUUCCCGUGCAUGUGGGGCAAGUGCUGUGCAAUUGAUUUACUCUUGGCAAGGAGAGUCUGGCCGACGGGUAGAGGUGAACAAACCAACACUCAGAAUUUGCUCUUGACUGUGUCGAGGCUCUGUGAUACUGGGGUGGGUGGGGCACACAGUGCUGGAGGAAGCAGUCGGUGCAGUUGAGAUGCAGCAAAGCACCCUGGGAGCUGGGGCAGCACGGAAUUGAAUGGAGAGGGCUUCCUGGAGGAGGUGGCAUCUAAGCUAAGGGGGAUUUUUCAGGUGGUCAGGUUUGGUUUCCAGAUGCUACAGUCAUGUGCAGAAACGGAAGGUGGCCUUAUGAGCCACCUUUUGGUGUUAGGACUUGAGCUGGGGGCAGAGGGAGUGACCUUGUUGUGUGUGCAGGGUGUGUUGGAGUACUUACAUAAUAGGGAAUAGCUGUGAGCAGACCCAAUAGAAGCAGGAAAACUAGUUCAGCAUGAGUUACCCUCACAUCCAGGUAGGGAAGGUUCAGUGGUGGUGAAUGCAAAAUGUGGAUGGACUUGAAAGAUACCUAGGGGAGUUAACGUCUUCAGGAUGUGGUGAUGGACUGAGGAAGGGAAAAGCUGCCUCCCACUGACCCAACCCAGGGAUUCAAAGGCCACUUCCCGGGGGCUAGUGCUUGGGCCCAGAGCAGUGUGGAGCGUAAGAAGGCGUGAAGCUUUCAAACUCCAAGGUCUGGCUCCUGCUAGAGACAGCAGGAGGCAAUAGAGAAAAGCAAAGCACUGGGCUAGAGGCGGAGGCCCAGGUUGGCAUCCAUCUAAACCCUGAUCUCAGGACCCUUGGACAAGGCCUUUCCUCUCUCCCCUGUGAGUGUACAGGUCUAGGAUGGAGGCUGCCGAGUGGCGUCCUAAGUGGGCUUUGUUGACCCACAGCAAGUCUUUAAGUUAAAAAUGAGACCUCACUGAGUCAUCUCCAUUUCUGGCUCUUGAAAAGUCAUGAAAUCUGGCAGCAGGGGCCUCCCUUUUGUCCUGGCACCAACCAGCUGAGCCAACUGCGGUCGGGCCUUUAGGUAGGGCAGGGGCACCCCAGCUGUCCACAGCCCACCCCCAUUGUCCUUGACGCAGGCUCUGUGUCAGUGAUAACUGUGUUGCACUCAUACUGUUGUUAGUACAGAAGUGAGAACAGUAAUAUGAGAAAAUGAAGCUGGACCACAAGGACUUUGUGCUUAAAGAAGAAUGAAUGGGCAAGAGCCUGUUUCUUAAUAGUGAGCAUUCCUGUGUGUUAAACCUGCAAACCAAGUGUGUCUGCAAAGCCUACAAGCCCCCGGUCCCACCAGCAUUUGUUUGGGGGCUCCCUGGACUGCGUUCUCCUACCCAGGCAAUAAUUCAAGGUCCACAGCCUUGAGAAGUAUGACCUCAUUGGGGUAAAGGGCUUGAUCCAACAGAGAGUCCGAGCCAAGCGUGUUCCACUACUUACUACCUUUAUUCUUACGUGAGCCAGGUCAAGGCUGAGGACAAGCGUGGGAUGGGCUGAACAUAGGGCAGUGGGAGUUGGCAGGGGGUGAGGAGGGGUUGAGGGUGGAAAGGCUGGCGUCCUGGGUGGGUGGUGCUGGCAAAAGGGAAGAGGGUGGCUCGUCCCGGGGCAGAUAGGCUAGAGAAGCCGAGGCUGGAGGCCAAGUGGGAGAGGAGGAUGGCAAAGCUGCCCCAGGCUGUGGGGGGGCGCUGGUUCCUUCUCCCUGCGCCUUUCCCCUCACCGUAAGCCUGAACUUUGGAGUUCCGCGUUGAGGUUGCUGUGGUGUCAGGAAAGGGGUUAGACUAGCUUUUGGCCACCUCGGGUCUAGGCCCCUUGGUGGGUGGGGAUUGGAUAGCAUGGCUGUCAGACGCCCUCCUGCGUGGCUGUCAUACGCCCUCCUGCGUCGGUGGUCUGUGCUGUUCUGACUUGAUUUGUGAUGUCCAAUGAUGAUGGAGAUCCAGGCACCAGGGUCUCUGAUGGGAUGAGGUUCAGGGUGGGAGACAGAGGGACACAAGGGAAAGGGGAGAGGGGCUCGGACUGAGGGACGCAGGGGUAGCAAGAAAGCUGUGGCCAGGUAGGGGUGGCUGGUUUCAGAAGCUGCUCUGCUGUUCUCAAAUGAGGACUACGGAGAGAAGCAGGAGGUGGAGGUUAGGUCACCUGUGGUCCCUGCCCCUUCUCAGCAUCCUGGGCCCUCAGAACAGCUGAGGAAUCUCCACCCUCUACCGUGCCCUGCUCCAGUACGAGUACUGAUAGCCCCACACACCCCCCAACCCUGUCUCUCGUCUGUGAAGUGACAUCCCAGGGAUGCUGGGAAUGGCCCACGGUCAUGCACAUUGGGCACCCGCCCAAGAGGGAGCAGGCCUGGCUGAAGUUGAGUUGCUGGGGAUAGACCCGCUCUGCAGGGCCCUUACCUUCACCCACACCCUGUUUGGUCAUGUCCACUCCAGAGGACAGGUCCUCCAGUUCCAGUGGCUCUGCAAAGGAGUAGCAGAUGCAUUUGCAGCCCUGCUGUUACCUUUCCCCACCCGUCAGAGAAGUGCCUGUAGGUAGUCCUCAAACUAGCCACUGCCUAGUGCCUGGGAAGGCAGGAGCCAUGGGGUGGCUGCUUGCCGCAUGGCUGUGAGCAUCAGUGAGGGGGCGUGGCUGCAGGCAUGGGAGCAAAAUCCAGGAAGGAAGGUGAUGAAAUGAGGGAAUGCUCUGCAUGUUGCCUAAAUGCGUGAGUGCACAGUGCAUUCAUGGGUUGAAAUACCAGAAGAAAGGAAGGACUGCUAAGCAGAGGGAAAGAAUGAACGAAUGAACAAAUAAAUGAGUGUGGGUAUAAGAGGAGAGAAAUAAUAGAUGGACGGACAGUCAAGGGCGUGGAUGAAGGGGCAGACGCAUGACUGACUGCAUGGCUGCCCCCACAGCUGCCAUCCUGAGGUCCUGGCCCACGUACACCAGGAGGACCUCUUGCCCCUCAACUGCACCAGCCUUCCUGGUCCUGUGACACUCCCUGGCAUAGUAGCCACUGCUUACCACUGCAGUUAUGGUGCCCACGGCUCCUGGUGUGGGGGACCUCGGUGCCGUUGGGGAAGACGCACCAGCAGUAGCCGGUGCUCCCAUAGCACUGGAGUGGCAAAUAGUUGCCGUUCUCGUCGCACUUGGGCCUGUACACGCCCGGGUGGAUGGCAGGGAUGCGGCUGACCUCUUCCUGGCAUUUGGUCAGUGCUGAAGCGACAGGCAUGGUGAAGACACAGUGGGUGAGUAAGCUGGGCUCUCAGAGGGGCUAGAGACCCAUACACCACUGCUGUGUGUCUAAUGCCUUCUGCCCAAGUGGCUACACUCACUCCACCCAUUGCACACAUGUGAAAACAGGCCUGGACCAACAAGGUCCAAGAUCAAAUAGAGUGAAUGAAUGACUGGCUAAUUCAUCCCAGAACUUGGCAGUUUCUUCUGAGACUUUCUCAAUGCCUAGUAAAGUUUGGAAUAGCACCUGUGAUUCUGGUGUCUAGAGAAUAGCAGUGGGCCAUUUGGUAAGUCUGUGCUUCUUGUAUCCAAGUAGAAGUGGGGAUUAGCAUUUGUUAGGGAUGUUCUAGAAGAGAUUCAAGCAUCAGAUAGCAGUUGGCUGAGAUGGCAUCUAAGGUGCAUUCUAGAUUUACAGAUCUAUGAAUGUAUGAUGGAAAAAUCUGAGACUCAGGGGAAGGGGCCGGCAGUGACCGUGCACUGUGGGAAACAAGCACAGAGGAAAGAGACUUGCCCAGAUGUGCACAGCCAAUUAGAGAUAGCACCAGAUGACGACGCAGCACUCUUCAAGGCCUUAGAGCUAAAAUACCUUGGUUUAAAUUUAAAAUACCCUAAAACUGCAAGGUUCUUGUCUGGCACCCACUGGUUGUGACCUUGGGGAGGUCCCCUCUAAAGUGCAGGGAUAGCGAGCCCCUCCCAACUCAAUGGAAAUUGCAGAGUAUAGGGCAGUGAAGUCCAUUAUGAUGAUUCCUGGUGUGUUUUGAUUUGUUUGCCCCAGGCCCCCUUGCACAGAGCCUUCCUCCACAGUGGAGGCCACCUCCUGAAGGGAGGCCUCUACUAGGGGCCCUCAUAGUGUGAAACAACAGACCCCCAGGCAGGAUGGAGCUUUAGGGGCAGUCCAGCCAGACGGAGCAGACAGGAGAGACAGGAAGUGAGAGUCAAGAGAAGUUGGGGGGCCCUGUGGUCUUCAGAUCAGGGAGUGCUCAAGACCCAAACCUCCACAGCUCCAGGAGAGCCUGAGGGAAUGCCCAGGGCCCUGGUACCCCAAAGCACCCUUUUGCUAUACCUUUUGUUGGAGCCUCAGUGGGCUUCUCCUCCACAGAGUUCUUGCUCAUUUCAAACAAGAGCCACUGAUGCAUCCAGUUCUCAAAGGCCUAAUGGGGACAAAGAGGCGGGCAUGGGGAGAAGGGAUGUCAGGCGCACUAGGUGUCUCCAAGCCCUGCCCUGCCUAGUAUUACCCUUGGGCAUGGGGACACCCAGGAGUCCAGCACAGCCUGGUUCCCCCUUAAAAGCCCCAGGACUUUGUCAAGUGGUCCCUCAACUCCGAGCACAUUGAAGUGUUCAGGGCUUUUUAAGUGGUGUUAAGCCUCGUCCAGCUUCCUGAGAAUGACCUCCCUAGCCCACCCCUCAGCCCACCUCUUCUCAGCCCUGCCAAAGACCCACAAGGAAGGGGGUCUAACACAGGGAAAGCUGCUAACCUUCCAGUCCAGGCCAUCCAUGGUGUUCUUAAGGUGCUUCAGGUUCUCCGGUAAGGUGCCCUUCAGCUGCGGGUACACUUUUAGGGGGUCAGUCCUCUGCAGGUGGCAAGGCAAGAAGUAAGGUUAAAAAGGGCUCCGUGGCAAGCAAGGUGAAAUAUGUAGCCCACGUUCCCCUGGUCAUCGAAGGAAUGGACCCAAGCCACACCAAGCCUGGACCUUCGACCUAAGCCAUGAUGGGAGGGUGGGGGAGAAGAUAAGGACAGUCCAGCUGUACGAGAUCCCAGGGCUGGGAGUUGGGGGUCCUGGGUUCCAGGCCCAGGUCUGCCAAUACCCAUCCCCUACCUCCAGUCUUCUACUCCCUGUAGACUCCUACUCAUCUUUCAGGUCUCACCUCCUCCAGGAAGACUUCCUUAACCACCUCAAGCUAGACUGAGUCCCCUGCACUUUCCACAUCAUUGUCCCCUAUGCUAGCCUGAGAUCCCCAUGGAAUCGGGCUGGAUCCAGUUAUUCUCCAUUGUGCGCCCAGAGCCAUGAACAGCACCUGGCACAGAGUAGACAUACAGUAAAAGUUGGGAAGGAGGAAAGGAGUGUCUGAACAAGUUGCAUAUUAAGGCUUUGGACCACGGUUUCUCCAUCUCAGAAAUGGGGGGAGGCUGGACUACAUAUAACAUUUAACGGCCACGCCUGUGUGCCUUCAGAAAUCCAGCGAGCACAUGUGGAUGUCUCCUAUGAGCCAAGCAUGGUGCAGGCCCUUGGAGCAUGGCCAUGCCAGGAUCCUGUGCGGGCAGGCAAGGCCACCGGAGCAGUCCCACUCACCAAGAGCAUAUGCAUGACGUAGUCCUGGGGCAUGUUGCCAUACUUGGUGGCAUUCUGCAUGGGCUGUGGGAGGAAGGAACAGAGGGUUACUAGGUACCAGCACUGGCCCCAGAGGAGGAGACUGAGGGCCCCAGUGGCCUAGAGCAGGAGCCAGCAGCUGGGGUCUGGGGAGAAGUCUGGAGUCCCAGGCACUCAAUAGGCCCAUCUCUGCUAUCUCCAAACAUGAGCUCUUAAGCAAGUCCCUGUACCUUCCCUGCCUCAAUGUCCUCACUGGCCAAACUAGCAUAAUCUUUCCUGCCCACGGCCUUGUCAACAGCAGAGUUCUGUGAACAAGAACCGUAUCAACAUAUAGCAUCAAGUGCUUUGAGAAUGUGAGGGGCCUGUAAGAUACCAUGGAAAAUGAGAAGCACUUAGUAAACUAUAGAGGGCUAGGCCCUCCUCCCCAGCGAUGGUCCCAGGAAGCUCUUCCCCCAGCCCCCAACCCCCACCCCAGAGAGCCCUCUUCUUCCUGAGGUGGGCCCUGCUCCCUCCCACCCUGGGCUUUUCAUGGGUCAGCUGCCUUCCCCUGCCUUCCUUGGUACCUGCCCUCCACCCAGGCAGGGAAACAUUUCUCUUCCCCUGCCCUGGGUUGUCCUUACCCCGUGGGGCAGGGCUUCCAUGGGCAGCGCCCGCAUCAGCAGGGGGGUAGCCAUCCGCAUCUUGCUCAUAGGCAUGGCCGCUGUGGGAACAGGGCGUGUGGCGUGAGUGUGGUCCCAGUGCCCAGGGAGGGGUGAUUCAGAUUCCAGGACUGACACCUUGAACCCAAGUUUGGAGGGACUGGAAGUCCCAACCAGAGGGAGAGAGAAUGGACGUCCGGGAGGUGAGGGAGGAGGGGACAGAGUGGAGGUGGGUACCCACGUUUGGGAAGCUUCAUGCGCAGGUUCUCCAGCUGCAGGUUCUGGGCAGUGACCGUCAGCUUGUCCAGCCGGCCCUGCUGCUGGUACAGGAAGUAGGCGGUGGUGGCCUGUCCUGCCAGGAGCAGAGCCACCAGGACAGAGAAGCCCGUGUAGAGGGCGCCACGGCUGCACUUGCUGUUGGGGAGGAGGAGGAAUAGGGUCAGAGCAGAGGCCAGGGAGGCAGCAGCACCCAGGGCUAGGGAGGGAAGGAAUGUUCCUCCAAUCACCAUCAGCUCCCGAAGCCCCGUAAAGGCACACUCUGAACACAUACGAUAAACUGGCUAGGGAAAUGCAUCUUGAAGACAUUCACUAGGCCCCUACUCCGAGCCAUUGCUUCGCUGAAGUCCUCCCAGAUCUGCCCCUGGCCUGGACUGAGUGGAGAGAGCCGUGUGGCACUGUCUAACCCUGACAGGUCCCUCACCUUCUCUGUCCCACCUCUGCAGUGAGGGAUUGAUGCGGAGGAUCUCCCCAGGUGACCUAAGGAUCAGGGCUGCCCUCAAGGGGAAGGGGGCUUUCAUCCCCCUGCCCUGCAGUGAAAUUAGAUUUAAAGAGAAAAGGGGAAGAAGUGGGAUGGGACAGCAGAGAAUGUGGCCCACUGGAAAGAGAAGUAGGGCUGUGACAUUUUAAGAGUGGACGGGAGGGUGGGCAAGUACCAGGCCCCCAUGGGGCACAUCCUCUGCCCCAGACUCUGCAAGAGUCCCCACCAGUCUUUGGGCCUCACUUCCCUCAUCUAUCACUUGGGGACCUCUCAUCUCAGCAAUUCUAGGUUUAGGUGGUUUUCUUUGAAGCAAGAUCUAACUGUGACCACAGAAGUAUCUCAUGGUCCUGUCCACCCAGGGGGAAUUUCGUCAAGAUAAUAGGUGCCUGAGCCCGUGUGACCUGGGUGGGUAUCUCCCACCGUCUGGACUGGCCAGACCUAGGGAGGCCUUGGAGCGCUGGGCCUUGGACUUGUUUUGGGGUGUGUGUACCUGGGUGUUACAGGUGGGGGAUGUAAGGAUCCUGCCUCAGGUUCCUGAGAGUUCCUGCCCUGACCCACACCAGAGGUGAAGCUACUAGGGCCCAACUGGAAAUUGUCAGGAUGAGACUACACCCUGCUUUUUCCAGCAACUAAACCCAUUGCCAUCAAGUCGAUUCCAACUCAUACACAGCAACUUAAAAAAAAAAAAAAAAGGCAAACAAACCCCUUU
Messenger RNA from Loxodonta africana (African savanna elephant), 12690 nucleotides. It is a transcript of the gene TCOF1, whose product is annotated as treacle ribosome biogenesis factor 1. Lineage: Eukaryota; Metazoa; Chordata; Mammalia; Proboscidea; Elephantidae. The record is from RefSeq and is a predicted model, not a curated record. Gene Ontology annotation, cellular component: nucleolus. The coding region runs from base 56 to 4552 and encodes 1498 amino acids. Gene Ontology annotation, biological process: nucleolar large rRNA transcription by RNA polymerase I. The transcript has 27 exons. Gene Ontology annotation, molecular function: scaffold protein binding; RNA binding.